ACGGAUAUUAUGCUGUUUUCGAUUCUACAAGAUUGCAAUCGAACGGCCUUAUCUUUUCAUUUCAGUAUAAAUAAUAAAUCAUAUCAGAGAGAUUGCCAGUGCAGCAGUUGGAUUUGAUUUAACGGUACCAUGUGGGCAUCACUAUUCUGGUUGGCCGCACUGGCCACGCUCAGCAAGGCGUGUACGCCGAGCGUCACAACUGUGAGCGGGUCACACGCCCCGGCCACCGUCUGCUCGGGCGCUCUGAUCUUCAGCGACGAGUUCAACGAGUUUGACCUUGAGAAGUGGCAGCAUGAGAACACGCUUGGUGGCGGAGGUAACUGGGAGUUCCAGUACUACAGCAACAACCGCACCAACUCGUUCGUGCACAGCGGCAACCUGUUCAUCAGGCCUUCUCUGACAUCUGACCAGUUCGGCAACGCCUUCCUCGCCAGCGGUACUUUGAACAUUCAUGGUGGAGCUCCCGCUGAUGAAUGUACAAACCCACAAUGGUGGGGCUGCGAACGCACCGGUACCCCCACCAACGUACUGAACCCGAUCAAAAGCGCGCGCGUGCGCACCGUCAACUCCUUCAACUUCCGCUACGGACGCGUCGAGGUGCGCGCUAAGAUGCCCGCUGGGGACUGGCUGUGGCCUGCUAUCUGGCUGAUGCCAGCCCACAACGUGUACGGCACCUGGCCUUCCUCGGGCGAGAUCGACCUGGUGGAGUCCCGCGGCAACCGCAACAUGUUCCAAAACGGCCUGCACAUCGGUACCCAGGAGGCCGGCUCUACUCUGCACUACGGGCCCUAUCCUGAGCUGAACGGAUGGGAACGCGCCCACUGGCUCAGGAGGAACACCAAUGGAUACAACAGCAACUUCCAUCGCUAUCAGCUUGAAUGGACGCCAGACUUCCUAAGGUUCAGCAUCGACGACGUGGAGCUGGGCCGCGUGGCUCCCGGCAACGGUGGGUUCUGGGAGCACGGUGGCUUCGGCCAAGGACGUGACAUCAGCAAUCCUUGGCGCUACGGCUCCAAGAUGGCGCCUUUCGACCAGAAGUUCUACCUCAUCAUGAACGUGGCUGUCGGCGGCACCAACGGAUUCUUCCCUGACGGCGUCUCCAACCCAUCCCCCAAGCCUUGGUGGAACGGCUCUCCUUCUGCUGCGACAGAUUUCUGGCUCGCUCAGAACGCGUGGCUGCCGACCUGGAACCUGGACGUGAACGACGGCCAGGACGCCUCAAUGCAGGUCGACUACGUGCGGAUCUGGGCUCUCUAGCAACCUUCUUUCUUCACAAAUGGGCACGGGCCAUAACUCGACAAUUGACGCCUUACAAGCUCCUCAGCGGGCUGUGUACAGGGGGCCUAGCCAAUGUGCUAAUUGUUUACGCUACGACAGCGUAACGCUUUCUGUCUCUCUAGUGCAACAGAGAGACAUGUACCGUUUCGUUGUCAUAGCGCAAAAGAUUGGCAUCUUGGCUAGGCACCCAGAUGUCUAAUUUGCGGAAAGUCUCCAAUAGUUCGUGUCAUCCACGAUGACGCGUAGAUUUGUCAAAUCUAACCUUUAAUUACAUGUCAAUACGGGUCAAGGCAUGCGUCGUCGUGAAAGACACGAUCUAUUAUUGAACUCAAGUUUCUAAUUCGGAACGUCCAACGUACAAGCUUUACCUUUUUGGAGACCUUCCGUUGCCACGUGUAUAAAAAUAUUAUUUAUCGAAAAAGACUUCUACUUAGUUUUGAGAUAAGGUUCAAAAUGUCCAACCUACAAAAUAAAUACAAAUACAAUUUUUA
Messenger RNA from Cydia pomonella (codling moth), 1769 nucleotides. It is a transcript of the gene BGRP4, whose product is annotated as beta-1,3-glucan-binding protein-like. NCBI's taxonomy places the organism in Eukaryota, Metazoa, Arthropoda, Insecta, Lepidoptera, Tortricidae. The record is from RefSeq and is a predicted model, not a curated record. The coding region runs from base 130 to 1257 and encodes 375 amino acids. The transcript is spliced from 8 exons. Gene Ontology annotation, molecular function: hydrolase activity, hydrolyzing O-glycosyl compounds. Gene Ontology annotation, biological process: carbohydrate metabolic process.